AUGGAUUACAAAAACGAAAAUUUAAUCAACCCUGAAAUUUAGAUGCUUUAGCUACCAGUUUCCUUCCACAAGAAGACUAGAUAAAAUUUAGUUGAGGCUAUGAAAGGAGUUGCUUAAGGAAGAUCUAUAGCUCUUUUUAGAGGUGACACUACUAAACCAAUUUAGGAUUAGGAUAUUGAAGAAAACUUUUAGCAAGAAUCUAACAUUUUCUACCUUUUUGGUGUUAAUGAACCUGAUUGUCACGCUGUUCUUGAACUUGAUACUGGUAAAUCAGUAAUUAUUUGCCCUCGUAUCCCUGAAGCUUAUAAGCUUUGGAUGACAGUAAAAGAAGCACCCUACUACAAAUAAACUUACUAGGUUGAUGAAGUUAAAUAUGAUGAUGAAUUUGAAGCCUACUUAAAAGAAAAAAAUCCUGAGGAGAUUCACGUAUAUUUCGGAGUAGAUCCCGAUAGUGGUUUAACCUUGCCAUUACCUGAACAACCAUUUUUAAAGAGUUACAAUAUUGUUAAUGAUAAAAUGUACCAUAUUCUCAAUGAAUUGAGAGUUUUUAAACACUAAGAAGAAGUUGAUUAAAUGAAAUUCAUCGGUGAUGUUUCUUCCGAAGCUCACGUUAGAGUUAUGGCUAACACCAAGCCUGGUAUUAGAGAAUAUUAAAUGGAAGCUUUAUUCAAAUUCCAUGUGUAAGAAAGAACUGGAUCUAAAGAAAAAUCUUAUGAUUGUAUUUGUGCUUCUGGUAACGAAGGUCCUUCUAUUCUUCACUACCAUGACAAUUAAAGAAUAGUUACAGACAACUCUCUUAUUCUCAAUGAUAUGGGAUCAAAAUAUAACGGAUAUUGCUCAGAUAUCACAGUAACCUUCCCUUCCAAUGGCAAGUUCAACGAUAAGCAAAAGGAAAUAUAUAAUGCAGUAUAUGAUGCUUAUAUUUCAGUACUUAGAUCCAUAAAAGAAGGUGUUUAAUGGUAAGACAUGCAUCAUUUAGCUGAAUAAAGAAUUUUAGAACAUUUAAUUAAGAUUGGUUUAGUAGUUGAAGCUCCUAUUGAUGAAUUAGUUUAAAAGAGAGUCGGAGCUGUUUUUAUGCCUCACGGAUUGGGCCACUUGAUUGGUUUAAGAGUUCAUGAUGUUGGUGGUUAUGCUCCUGGUCAUCCUGAAAAACUUAAGGAUCUUGCUGGACUCAGAUCUUUGAGAACAAGAAGAACACUUAAGGCAGGUAUGUGUAUUUCAGUUGAACCUGGUUGCUAUUUCAACAAAGUUAUUUUGGAACAAGCAUUUAACAAUCCUGAGGUUUCUAAAUAUUUAAAUAAGUCUAAGAUUGAAGAGUAUACUUGUGUUGGUGGAGUUCGUUUAGAAGAUGAUGUUUUGAUCACAAAGGAUGGUCAUUUCAAUCUUACUAAUGUUCCUAGAACUGUAGAAGAAGUUGAAAGAGCUUGUGCUGGUCUUCCUUGGAAAAAUUGA
Messenger RNA from Tetrahymena thermophila SB210, 1452 nucleotides. RefSeq names its product metallopeptidase family M24 protein. The record is from RefSeq and is a predicted model, not a curated record. The transcript has 7 exons. Gene Ontology annotation, molecular function: metalloaminopeptidase activity; manganese ion binding. Lineage: Eukaryota; Ciliophora; Oligohymenophorea; Hymenostomatida; Tetrahymenidae.